UUACAUAGCAAAAGGUGUGGCUGUAAUGGACAUGAAAAGCUACAUGCCAGAUAGCAGUGCCUUAUUAAAGCUGAUACAUAGUUGUUCUGUUAUUUUUGCUUCUGUGGAAUUUGUUGCUAUACUUAAAUACAAAAGGAUUUCUGAGGAAAGAAGAAUGGUACAAUAGAACAGUCAAGCACUUGCUCCGAAUAAGUGAUUGAGAAAUGGUUCGGAUCUGCUUUUCCGUGUGAGUGUGGGGUGGCUGGAGCCAACAUUUAACAAUGAGUGGUGCAGCACUGGGCCUCGAGAUAGUGUUUGUCUUUUUCCUGGCCUUAUUCCUACUUCACCGGUAUGGAGACUUCAAGAAACAGCAUAGGCUGGUGAUUGUGGCAACAUUAUUGGCAUGGUAUCUCUGCUUCCUGAUUGUAUUCAUACUGCCUCUGGAUGUCAGUACGACUAUUUAUAAUCGAUGCAAACUUGCGGUUAACUCCAGUCCUGCAGAAGGUAAUGGCUCUUACGUUACUCUUGCUCCAAGCAAGCAAAAAUGUUUCAAACCCUGGAGUUAUAUUCCUGAUGGAAUUAUGCCAAUUUUCUGGCGUGUUGUAUAUUGGACAUCUCAGUUUUUAACAUGGAUUCUGCUACCUUUCAUGCAGUCAUAUGCUAGAUCAGGAGGGUUCUCUAUCACUGGAAAGAUUAAAACUGCUUUGAUUGAAAAUGCCAUCUAUUAUGGCACUUACUUGCUGAUUUUUGGAGCAUUUCUGAUAUAUGUGGCUGUAAACCCAAACUUCAAUUUACAAUGGAACCAGCUUCAGACUAUUGGAAUAGCUGCUGCGAACACAUGGGGUCUGUUCCUUCUUGUGUUGCUUUUGGGUUAUGGUUUGGUGGAAAUCCCUCGUUCUCACUGGAAUGGGGCCAAGAGGGGUUAUCUGCUCAUGAAGACUUAUUUCAAAGCUGCCAAACUGAUGACUGAAAAAGCAGAUGCAGAAGAGAAUUUAGAGGAUAUAAUGGAGGAAGUCCGUAAAGUAAGUGAGAGUAUCAAAUAUAACCACCCCUUGAGGAAAUGUGUUGAUACAAUACUGAAAAAGUGCCCUACUGAGUACCAGGAAAGAAUGGGUAGGAACAUGGAUGAUUAUGAAGAUUUUGAUGAAAGACAGAACAGUUAUCCCAGUGAAAAAAGUUUGGCCAAACUUCACAAGCAGGUCAUCUAUUCAGUGCAGAGACAUCGUCGUACACAGGUCCAGUGGCAAAUUCUUUUGGAGCAAGCAUUUUACCUGGAAGAUGUGGCAAAAAAUGAAAGCAGUGCUACUCGACAGUUUGUUCAUACCUUUCAUUCCCAGGAACCAGAAAAUAAAAUUAUUCAGUAUUUCUACACACCAACAGUUGAGUGGUACUGGGAAUGCCUUCUCCGACCGUGGUUUUACAGAGUGCUUGCAGUUGUGCUGGCCACGUUCUCUGUAAUUGUUGUGUGGUCAGAGUGCACAUUUUUCAGCACAAAACCAGUUCUGUCGCUAUUUGCGGUUUUCAUACAGCUGGCAGAAAAGACAUACAAUUAUAUAUACAUAGAGAUGGCCUGUUUUCUUACCAUCUUUUUCCUAAGUAUCUGUGUUUACUCUACUGUCUUCAGGAUCCGUGUAUUUAACUAUUAUUACUUAGCUUCACAUCAUCAGACAGAUGCAUACAGUCUCCUUUUCAGUGGCAUGUUAUUUUGCCGUCUUACUCCACCAUUGUGCUUGAACUUUCUGGGCUUGACCCAUAUGGAUGCAACAAUCUCUCACAAAAAUACUCAACCAACUGCUUACACAUCUAUAAUGGGAUCCAUGAGAGUGCUGUCCUUCAUUGCAGAUGGAUUCUAUAUAUAUUACCCAAUGCUUGUUGUCAUUCUCUGUAUUGCUACAUACUUCAGUUUAGGAACUCGUUGUUUGAAUCUUUUGGGAUUCCAGCAGUUCAUGGGUGAUAGUGAAAUGACCUCUGAUUUGAUUGAUGAAGGAAAAGAACUAAUCAGAAGAGAGAAAAGAAAACGACAGCGGCAGGAGGAAGGUGAAAACAGAAGAAGGGAAUGGAAGGAGCGGUAUGGAAAUAGAGAUGAUUCUACCAGAAGCAGAGCUGUCCACACAGACCAGAAAGAAUCCAGCUUUUCAGAGACCAAUGCCAAUAGACCACUAUCAAAGUAUACCCGUUCAAAUGGUAGGACUGAAAGAGAUAGAAUAGAACUCCUCCAGGACGCAGAACCUUUGGAUUUUAAUGCAGACUCUGUUAAUGAUGACCCCCUUGAAUCGGACUCAGGAAGGUACCAGCCUGGUGGAAGAUACCUGUCAAUGUCUCGAAGCAAAAUAUUUGACGAUGUUUAAGCUCCUCAAAGCUAAAGAAUAUUCAGUGGAAAUCUAGCUCCUACUCAUUGCUUGCAAAAUACUGUAUUUGUGAUAUAUCACUGAAGCAUCAAAGACUCUUUUAAAAAAAACCAUGAAGGAACAACUCAUUUGGAAAUGCACGUGUAUGAUAACUUCAUCACCUGUGAUAGGAAUAUGCUUCUGCUACUGUAGAUACUGUUGUGCAUCAGUGUGGGCUUUUGUGUCAUGACCAAAAGGAGAAAACUAUUUGAAGUUAAUAGAUGGUAAACUCGUAAAUAUAUCUAGGACUCAACAUGAACAGUAACACUCUUAGUUUGGGGAAGAGAUUUGUUUGGAAUUUUUUAUUUUAAGCAAUGCUGUGAGAGCAUAUUGAUGCAUCCAAAGUGCGGUUUUACCAAUUACUAUAAUAAACACUUGCUAUAAUUUU
Cyanistes caeruleus (blue tit) is the source of this 2754-nucleotide messenger RNA. The record is from RefSeq and is a predicted model, not a curated record. Lineage: Eukaryota; Metazoa; Chordata; Aves; Passeriformes; Paridae.